CACAUUUCAAGUUUUCCUCUUGUUGUUUGCCGGGAUCCGGCGGCGUGGAGGCUCCACUGUGAUGAGGCUCCUCCUCUGGCUGGUGUACCUCCUGGCCGACUCCACGGCAAUAUAUGCUCUUGGCCACCUAUCCGUGACCAGCAGCACGUCACGGGGGCACCAGCUCGUGGCCUUCUGGGCACCGUUCCUGCUGGUGCACCUUGGUGGCCCGGACAGCAUCACCGCCUACGCCCUUGAGGACAGCCGGCUCUGGCUCCGGCACUUGCUCACUCUUGUCGUGCAGGCCCUUGCAGCUGCUUAUGUCCUUUACAGGUAUAUUGCCGGUAGUGAGACCUUGCUCCUCCGAGCUGCCAUCAUGAUGUUCAUCGUCGGUGUCCUCAAGUAUGGCGAGAGGACAUGGGCCCUCAAGCAUGGUAGCAUGGGCAGACUCCAGAGCGAGUGUAGAAGGCUUGGUUUUGUUUCGGAAUUUGCUAUGCCGGAUGGUUUGGCAGAUCGAACAGAUAACGAGGAGGAGGUUUUGGUUGCCGCUUACAUGAUGUUCCCGAUAUGCAUCCACCUCUUUGGCGGUACUAUUAUCGGGCCGGAGGACUCAUGUAAGUGGCUGCACGCAUAUGGUCUCGGUGGGGAAGACUUGCACAAGUUGGUAGAGAUGGAGCUGUCCCUGAUGUAUGACACCCUGUACACCAAGGCAGCGGUAAUCCACACAUGGUAUGGCUGUUGCAUCCGUAUAAUUUCUCUUGCCUUAACCAUCGCUGCACUCAUGCUGUUCAAAUUCAGCAACAAGUUGGGUUACAGCAGAGCUGAUGUUGCCAUCACCUAUGUUUUGGUAAUUGGGGCAUUGAUCGUGGAGAUCAUAUCAGUGUCUGGGACAUUAGGGUCAUCAUGGAUGUGUAUGUUGUUGCGCGUCAUGUUUUUGACACCGCUCCUAGACUUACUCAAAUCUCUUCGCCGACGUGUGCAUGCAACAAGAAAGAGAAGGUGGUCGGGCUCCAUUGGGCAGUAUAACUUGUUCCACCUGUGCACCCAUGACCAGACUGAUCUAGGCAGCAGGCUGGCAAAAAUGGUGGGGCUCGAGGACUGGUGGAGCAGACUGCAUUUCUCGGGCACCGCCGACAUCUCGGAGACAGAUCUCAAGGAUCUGCUCUGCAAGACAUUGCCAGACAUAGACUCCAGGAACUCGAGAGGGGCCCACAUUCUGGAGAACAGGGGAUUAAGCGAGGAUCGUGCAGAAUGGAGUCACUGGAGUGUGAAAAUUGACCUUGAUCGGAGCAUCCUUAUUUGGCACAUUGCUACUGACAUCUACUUGUGUAAAUCCAAGGUAAAGCAUGGGGAAAAGCUAGCUGAGGCGGUCAAGGUGCUAUCCAAUUACAUGAUGUUCCUUCUGGUGGCGAAACCCGCCUUGCUGCCUGGCCUUAUUCGCCAUGCCCUGUAUUCCCAGACCCGCAAGAAUUUGCACAUGAAAUGGCGUACAAAUUCGUUUGACGUGUUACCUUGGAACUUACGGCCGCCAAAUGCUGUGUCACCCAAAAAGAGUUGGCGCUGCAUGCUCAAGGAAUUGUUCCACCAUGAGGGCCCCAAUGACUCCUGCAGGAUCAUACAACAGCAGGAACUUGCUCGGUCUAUACUCAAGGGAGAGGUAUACACUGAUAUUUCUCUAAUUUAAGUAUUUAGUCAACUUCAGAUUUACCGUAUACCUUUCCAUUACAACAACUCGUAAAUUUUGGAGAUAUUGCGGGAGCUUAUAUCGAUCUACUUACUAUAUGUUUCAGUUCUCCCAAGUUGGUGGAAAAACAGAGGCUGCUGGUUCUCGUGAAUUUGCUAUUGACUACGCAGUUCACCUUGCUGCGGAGCUUGUCGUCUUGGAGUCGAGCAAGCCUGACUUGCUAGAAGUUAUAUUUGGGGUGUGGGUCGAAAUGUUGUGCUAUUCUGCACAGAACUGCAAACUGGAUUCCCAUGCCAGGCAGCUCGGCAAUGGCGGCGAAUUUAUCACGGUCAUGUGGCUUCUAAUAUAUCAUGUUGGCAAGUCGGAGGAUGAACACAGCUCAAGCCUUGAUGUCCCAACACCAGCAGGGAGCAGGCCAACACGUAGCUUGCCUUGAUCUGCGUGCUGCUGAUGUGAUCAAGAUCUCAUUUAAGAUG
Molecule: messenger RNA, 2139 nt
Organism: Aegilops tauschii subsp. strangulata
Lineage: Eukaryota; Viridiplantae; Streptophyta; Magnoliopsida; Poales; Poaceae
Source: RefSeq, a predicted model, not a curated record